Molecule: messenger RNA, 1548 nt
Organism: Botrytis byssoidea
Lineage: Eukaryota; Fungi; Ascomycota; Leotiomycetes; Helotiales; Sclerotiniaceae
Exons: 1
Coding region: 1-1548 (515 amino acids)
Biological process (GO): chromosome segregation; CENP-A containing chromatin assembly
Source: RefSeq, a predicted model, not a curated record
AUGGCUGCAGUAUCUAUACCGACUACCUCUGCGCUUCCUCCCUCUCAGCUUGUUCCUUCAACGCACCCCUCCGUACACAAACUUUUGUCCCGUCUUUCGCGACCUUCCCUACUCACCCUAGCCCUCGACUGGCUCGAUGAACGUAAUCAAAUCAAUACCGCGCCAUAUCUUCUCGAAGCCGAGGAUUCUGCCUCAGAUUAUGCGCAAGAUCUCUACCCACCUCAUGCUACCCUUGACUCUCUCAGCGAACUCUAUACUUCCUUUAUAACACAAAAAGGCAGUAAGCGCGAUGUCCUUGAUCGAAUACUGGAGGGAGACUGGAGACAUGGGAUCACACUAUAUCAAUUAGCCAUGGCAGAUAUGCAAUAUCUUUAUGAUCAUCCUACAUCACAGAAAUGGACUGCCCUCAAAAUUGUGCCGUUGUCAUCUUCAUCUCCCGACCAUGAAGUUCCAAAGGAGGAAAAGAAAGAUACAGCAAUACCUCGAUUCCAUCCGUCGACAUUCUUACAGAAUUUACAAAAAGAGGUGCUACCAGAUGUAAAAGCUCAUUACAAUCUCGAUCGUCAUGCUAAUUUACCUUUACUACUUCUAAGAAUCUAUAUACUGGAUUCGCCAUAUAACACAUCACUUGCGCUUUCAUCGGGCUCUAACAAACCGAGCAUGGCAUUCGACUCCAGCAAGACAUUUUACAUUGCUUUCCCAGAUGCUUCGCCAUAUAUUUAUGUUUCAUUGACUUCCACAGCAGGGAGCGCCAAUGGGGCAACCGACACAAAGAGUCUACGGAAACUGACACUAGAUGGAAUCCCUAAAGCAUUUAGCAGGCCAGGAGAAAGGUACAAGUUAGAGGGUACUGGAUUUUCCACGAAGAAUUUGGAGGCGUUGUGCGAGAGAAGGGGAGGAGGAAGGCAUAACGCAGCAGGAGGUGCAUGGGAAUUUUAUGCAGGAGAAAAUAAAAAGGACAAUCCAUUGAAUCCGAUAUUACCAACAACAGAGGACUCACCGACUGGGGAACAAGUGGAGAGCGUUGUCAAAGAGAAAGCAAUACCAAGAAACAUGAAAAGACCCAGAGAAGACGAUGCGCCAGAAUUAGCAAAGAGGCGAAAGAAUGUUGCAAAAGCUCGUUUUAGAAACUCUGCAAAACCCAAUGACGGAAAGGGCAUUGAGAGACUCGAUAUUCGUGUCGAAGACCCUUUUCCUUCUUUUGCUUCCAUGACACCUGAACCAGAAAAUGAACUAAUCACUGAGCGACAACGAGGGAAGAACAAAGGGCGAAGAAGUACUAUCGAAGCUGAGUUUGAUAGAUUAAAUAGAGAGGAUAGUGAGGGAAGAAAUGAAGCAGAAAGGGACGAAAGAGGGAGGGAUGCGUGGAAGCCAGAUAUCAGAAUAACAUUCCAGGGAACUCAUGUAUUUGCGGGGAUUCGAGAAUUGGUUGAAGCAGGAAUAGUGGAUGGAGAGAAAAUGCCAGGAUGGAUGACUGGCGAAGACGGUGUUACUUUGGGUGUUGUGAGGAGGGGAAGGGUUAGGGGUUUCAAGGGAACUGGCGUCUGA